AUGUCUGUUGCUUCAGAGCCGUCUUUGGCAGUGGGUCCAACCACAGCUCAAGUGGCUCCUGCGCCACCUCCUGUGCCCGUCUUCUCUGUUUGGGACUCCACGGGUGGUGAGACCGCCGACGUGUUACUCCGCUGGCAUCGCAGCUUGCCGGAGCUGCCUGAGGAUGACGAGCCUCUGUGCAUCUUACAACUCCGCCUGGUGGGCCCUGAGGGCGGCCAGGGAAAGGAGCUGGAGUUCUUGGAAGCGCGGCUGCAGAAGCAUCACCUGCAGCCCCCUCUGGCAGCAUGGACCCCCUCUCAGCUGGAGAGGCUCAUGGCCGUAAUGGCGGAGCAGCGUCGCGGUGCUCCCCCCAACCACGACGAGGUGCGGCUGCGCCGGGCACCAGGUCGCCUGGUCAUCGACGUCCACUUCAGGAGUCAGGUCGACUACGGAGGAACCGGAAUCUCCUUGAGCGGCUGCGUCGUCGAAAUCCUCAAUGCCUACUCGUCCGGCAGAUCUGCCCGCAGCGACACUCUGGAGGUGCUCAGGGCCGUCGCGGCGGCGCAGGCGCUGCACACGAAGGCUAUCGACGAGAGCCGGGUUUCCAUGGAGGGGCUCCAAAGCGAGAUGGACCGGCUGGAAGGGGAAUGGACCAAGGCCUGCGCAAGUGCGAAGAAGCGGCACCGUGGUCUUCUGCAGCGGUUUGCGCUCGUCUUGCAGGCCAAGAUUGACAAGGAGCGGAAACUUCAUGAAGAAAUCCAGGUGCGCCGGUGGAACCAGCAGGGCGCUGUCGCUGCCGCUGCAGCUCCCACACCAGCAGCUGCAGAGGAGCCCAUGGAGGUCCGCGGGCGUGGUCGCAGAGGGCGUGGUGGAGGAGGAGGGCGCCGUGGAAGGGGACGAGGGGCGGCAGCUGUGCUGGAAGGGGAGCGGUCACGGAGCCCCAGAGGAGACAAGCGCCCGUGGGACGAGGUGGAUGAUGCACCCAUUGCACCCGCGGCGCCGGGCAGCCCGGCUGGCCGCGCUGCGGGUACGCUACCCGUUGGCACUGUCACGCAGGGCCUCAUGAUGCCGCCUCCCACAGUGACGUCUGCCAUGCCUCCAACGAUGAGCCUGUUCGACCCGCCUUCGGAUGAGGAGCCUGUCCCAGCGAGGGACUUGACCGUGGCCGCCCCCGCCUCUGCUCCUUUGCCAAGGAAGCCCGAGGAGCCCGCCUUGCCGAAGGGGCCUCCACGCCCCGCGGGUGUGAGCACGACCGAUGAUCUGUUCUUCAGCGACGGGGACCAUUUUGAGGCUCUGUUCUCCGUUGAGCCCAAUUUACGUACUCCUAUUUGUGCUAACACUCUCCGCACCUCAGCCCGGCUGAGCUUGAAGACUGUUAGCCAUACAUUCUUUCAGGUGUCCUUUGAGGAGCUCUCCAUAACUUCAACAUGA
Messenger RNA from Symbiodinium sp. CCMP2592, 1410 nucleotides. The record is from the annotation of a GenBank genome assembly. NCBI's taxonomy places the organism in Eukaryota, Dinophyceae, Suessiales, Symbiodiniaceae.